GGAGGGGGAGAGAGAGACCUGAGUGGUGACACAGCCUGUCACUCUAAUCAGAAGGGCGUGGGAGGGAGAAUCAAGAUAAAAGGAUAAGGAAGCAGAGAAAACAGGUAGUGGAAGAAACUGUAGCGACAGAGUUCAGCUGUGACUCUGAAUCAGGUUGUGUUUCCCUCAAAUUAAAUCACAAAAUUUCAGUCACCUGGAUACCUGGCAACCCAGGAGACAUCAUGAGAGCAAAUAAAGGGGCUGAGUUGUUCAUACUCAGUGUGGUUGUGGCAGCUGUUGUUUCCCUUGAGGUGGAAACACCCAAGAAAAAAGUGGAAGUGGCAAGAGGAAGUACUGCAACCCUGCCAUGCACCUUUCAACACUCUGCAAAAUAUACUGACAGUGACUUCGGUGUCUGGAGAAAAGUCUCUUCAAAUGAAGAAUUUGUUAACUGGUACUUUGAUGAUGGGAAAGAACCACCAUUUAUAGGACAGACAUACAAGAAUCGUGUGAACCUUUCUGGCAAUCCACGUAGCAAUGAUCUCACCAUCACCCUCAGUGAUGUGACCAUGGAUGACAAUGGAACCUAUGAAUGUUCAGUUCGCAUGCGCCAUGAUCCCCCCGUGAAAAGUGCACAGAUGGAUCUUGUGGUCCUUGUGGCUCCAUCCAUACCAGACUGCAAAAUUAUAGGGACUACAACAUAUGGACACAUUGUUAACCUGACAUGCAAUUCUCAGGAAGGAUCCCCAACACCUCAGUAUUCCUGGCAAAGAUUUGAUGUACAAAACCAACAAAAGGAACUCACAGGAGCAGUGUUAUCAGGGGGACUGUUGACUCUGAAGAACAUUUCUGCAGACACCUCUGGCUUCUAUAUCUGCACUUCCACCAACUCUGUUGGAAUGAAGUCCUGUAACAUGACUGUUUCCAUUUCUCCUCCAUCCAUGAACAUUGGCCUCUAUGUUGGAAUCAUUGCCGGUAUCGUUGCUGCAAUAAUUGUCAUUGGCAUUAUAGCUUAUUGCUGCUGCUGUAGAAAGCAGAAGGAUAAGGACUAUGAGUUUACAGAGACAGAUAAUCGAUACCAACCACCAUCAAAGGAACCUGUACGAAUCCGGGGGCCGGCUGAUGAAGAGGUACAGGACGAAGAUGAGCAGCAGGAGGAAGACAGGUGGAAAAGCAAGCCACUAAUGCCACCUACUCCCCAGCCAGAAGUGGAGGCUUAGAUACUAGCAUUUCCUGAUGGGAGAGGAGAACAGCCAAGGAAAGGAUCUUCAGGCGGUCCUGGAAUGCACUAGAUGAAUAAGAAAGAAGAGCUGCUUUAAAAGCCAUGGCAGCUUCAAGGCUUCCGUCUCUUAUCCUGUUGCCUUAGUGGGAAAGGAGAGGGAAAUUCUACUGUAAAUGCUACACUGGUAAACACACUCCAUGCAAAUUUUCAUAAUUCCUAUUUGUGAAUUGUUGAGAAAAGAUAAAUGAUGGGAUAUAUUCAGCCACUGUGUUCAGCAAAGAUUGA
This is a messenger RNA of Heteronotia binoei (common prickly gecko), 1486 nucleotides long. RefSeq names its product glycoprotein A33 (gene GPA33). Gene Ontology annotation, cellular component: plasma membrane. The transcript has 7 exons. NCBI's taxonomy places the organism in Eukaryota, Metazoa, Chordata, Lepidosauria, Squamata, Gekkonidae. Bases 222 to 1199 code for a protein of 325 amino acids. The record is from RefSeq and is a predicted model, not a curated record.